Monoraphidium neglectum is the source of this 1302-nucleotide messenger RNA. RefSeq lists its product as hypothetical. Bases 1 to 1302 code for a protein of 433 amino acids. The transcript has a single exon. NCBI's taxonomy places the organism in Eukaryota, Viridiplantae, Chlorophyta, Chlorophyceae, Sphaeropleales, Selenastraceae. The record is from RefSeq and is a predicted model, not a curated record.
AUGAUCCGCGCCACUUUUGGGAGGCCCCUGGGCGGCGGCAGCCAACUUGAACCCCGGCCGACGGUCCAUUUUGACAGGCGCAGCGGCAUGCACACCGUUUUCGGCGAGCUGACGGCGGCGCUGCUGGAUGGCGACGCGCCGCGCGCCGCCGAGCUCGCCGCGCGGCUGCCAGCCGUGCGCCCCGCCUACUUCCACCCCCGCGACAUGAUCGAUCUGAUCGUGCACCUGGCCCCCGCCGCAGCCGAGCGUCGCCCCCAGGUCGCGGCGGCCGCGAGAAGCGCCCUGAAAGGCCUCGAGGCCGCCGCGCAACACGACGAAGCUGUCGCCGCCAGCCUCUUCAGCGGCGGCGCAGUGCGCGAGGCCUGCGCCGUCCUCCGCGCGCUCGCCGCCGCGCCGCCGCCACCACCAGGGCCGCGGGGUGCCGCAAACGACCCCGCGGGCCCCGCCGAGACGCGCGCGCUGCUGGUCCGGCUGCUGCGCGCCGCUGUCUGCCGCGCGCCGCUGUCCGCCCAUGAGACGCGCGAGCGGAUGGCGCGCGCCGCGCGUUUGAUGCUGGCCGUGGGGGAUCACGGCUGCGUAACUCUUGAAAUCGAGGGUUUGGACGAGUUUUCUGUCUAUGGGAUCAUGACGUUUCUUCCGACCGCGAAAGUCACCCGCCACAACGCGGCGCCCGGCCGCGACAGCAAGGGCCGCGCGUGGCGCUUCCGGGGCCGCGCGUUUGACGGCACAGCGGCCAACGGCGCGGGGCCGGCGGCGGAGGCCGUGCUCGGAGAAGCGGACGGGGCGGUGGCGGCGGCGGCUGAAAUGAUCUGCGGCGGCGGCCGCGGCGACGCAGAUGUGGGAACGGAAGACGACGAGACAGACGCGGUGCUGCUUCUGGCUGGGCUGCUGAGCGCCCAGCUGCCGCCCCACUUGCGCGCCGGCCUGCUGCGCCAGCUGCUGCAGGCGCCGGCCGAGGACCUUGCGGCCGGCCUGGCGCGGUGGUUGGAGGCGCAGAACGGCAGCGGCGGCGGCGGCAGCAGCGGCGGCAGCGGCGGCGAUGACUUUGCUGACCCUGUUCGCAUAAUCGUCAAGGCCGUCGCCAGGGCGUCGCCCGAGGGCGCGGCGGCCGCCGCGGCGCGGCCGGCGCUGGCUGGGUGGGUGCCACAGGAGAGGCUGGUGGCGGCGGCGGCGGCGUGCGCGCGGUGCGGGCGAAGCAAGGAGGACGCCCCCGGCGGGCAGCUGCGCCGCUGCAGCGGCUGCUUCCAGGCGAGCACUGCUGUUGCGCGUUUUGGUAAUCACCCGCGGCCUUCGGCGCAUUAG